Pogona vitticeps (central bearded dragon) is the source of this 9795-nucleotide messenger RNA. The record is from RefSeq and is a predicted model, not a curated record. Lineage: Eukaryota; Metazoa; Chordata; Lepidosauria; Squamata; Agamidae.
CACGCACGGAGCAAGCGCCCACCGGCUUUGGGGUCCCCUCUUCCGAAGCCACGACCCGACCCGCGCACCAAACAGCGCAUGGAGCAUGGUUUGGGGUUUGGAAAUGGGCCCAGGGGCCGGGAAGGAGGACUACAGAGCCCCUGACUUGAAGAGGUGGAGAAAAUGAGGGACACCAAGCCCAUGCAGGAGCUGAAGAUGUCGGGGGCCAUCGCAUCCUAUGACCAGCUGGUGAGGCAAGUGGAGGCCCUGAAGAAGGAGAACACUCACCUUCGGCGGGAGCUGGAGGACAACUCCAGCCACCUCUCGAAGCUGGAAAAUGAGACCUCAGAUAUGAAGGAAGUUCUGAAGCACCUGCAGGGCAGACUGGAACAGGAAGCCAAAGUGAUGGUCUCGUCGGGCCAGAUGGAGGUCCUGGAUCAGCUGAAAGCUCUCCAGAUGGACAUCACCAGCUUAUACAACCUGAAGUUCCACCCUCCGGCCCUCCUCCCAGAGCCGGUCUGCCAGUUGCCCACCCCGGAGGACAGCCCGGCCCGUUCGUCCAGCCUCCAGAGGAAGGACAGCCUGGGGGACCUGAGCCACGCCACCCUCCGGCUCUUAGAGGAGCUCGACCGGGAGAGGUGUUUCCUGCUGGGGGAGAUUGAGAAGGAGGAGAAAGAGAAGCUCUGGUAUUACACCCAACUGCAGAGCCUCUCUAAGCGCCUGGACGAGCUCCCACAUGUGGAGACGUUCUCCAUGCAGAUGGACCUGAUCCGUCAGCAGUUGGAAUUCGAAGCCCAGCAUAUCCGGACACUCAUGGAAGAGCGUUUUGGGACGACCGACGAGAUGGUGCAGAGAGCCCAGAUCCGGGCAUCACGGCUAGAUCAAAUCGACAAAGAGCUGAUGGAAGCCCAGGACAAAGUUCAACAGGGAGAGACACCGCUCUGCGGGAAGCCGGCUUGCCCCGACGGGGACGAGGGCCUUGAGGUCCCGACUCAUCCCGAAGAAGCAGAGAAUGGCCCGGGGAACAGCAAGGCGGAGGUGGUCUUCUGGCUCCUCUCCAUGCUGGCCACUCGGGACAAAGAGGACAUGUCGCGCACCUUGCUGGCCAUGUCCAGCUCCCAGGAGAGCUGCCUGGCCAUGCGGAAGUCGGGCUGCCUCCCACUCCUCCUCCAGAUCCUCCACGAUGCUGACCGGGAGCCGGGCGCUCCAGAGAGCCCCCAGGGAGGCGGCGCCACCGGGAAGGACUGCCGGAUGCGGGCCAACGCUGCCCUGCACAACAUUGUCUUCUCCCAGCCAGACGAAGGGCAAGCCAAGAAGGAGAUGAGGGUGCUCCACGUCCUGGAGCAAAUCCGUUCCUACUCAGAGACCUGCUGGGAUUGGCUCAACGUGCCGAACAAGGAAGGGGCCCAGAACACCCUUGAAGGAGGAGCAGGCCCCGUCCCCAUCGAGCCCCAGAUUUGCCAGGCCACCUGCGCCAUCAUGAAGCUGUCAUUUGACGAGGAGUAUCGGCGCGCCAUGAACGAGCUGGGCGGCCUGCAGGCCAUUGCCGAGCUGCUUCAGGUGGACUACGAGAUGCACAAAAUGACCAGUGACCCCCUCAACCUGGCCCUGAGGCGAUACACCGGCAUGGCGCUCACCAACCUCACCUUCGGAGACGUGGUCAACAAGGCCACCCUGUGUGCCCGCCAGCGAUGCAUGCAGGCCAUCGUGGCGCAGCUGGCGUCAGGCAACGAGGAACUUCAUCAGGUAGUCUCCAGCAUCCUGCGCAACCUCUCCUGGCGAGCUGACAUGAACAGCAAGAAGGUCCUCCGGGAGGUGGGCAGCGUGGCCGCGCUCAUGCAGUGCGCCUUACGAGCCAGCAAGGAAUCCACCCUGAAGAGCGUGCUGAGCGCCCUGUGGAACCUGUCGGCUCACAGCACCGACAACAAGGCCGCCAUCUGCGGGGUGGACGGAGGCCUCGCCUUCCUGGUGGGCACCCUCACCUACAAAUGCCAGAGCAAUUCACUGGCCAUCAUCGAGAGCGGCGGAGGAAUCCUGAGGAACGUCUCCAGCCUCGUGGCCACCCGGGAGGACUACCGGCAAAUCCUGAGGGACCACAACUGCCUCCAGACCCUCCUGCAGCACCUCAAGUCCCACAGCCUCACCAUUGUCAGCAACGCCUGCGGCACCCUCUGGAACCUCUCCGCCCGCAGCCCCAAAGACCAGGAGCUGCUCUGGGACUUGGGGGCCGUCAGCAUGCUCCGGAACCUGGUCCACUCCAAGCACAAGAUGAUCGCCAUGGGGAGCGCCGCAGCUCUCCGGAACCUGCUGGCCAACCGGCCGCUCAAGUACAAAGAUGCUACGGUGAUCUCCCCAGGCUCCUGCACACCCUCCCUGUACAUGAGGAAGCAGAAGGCACUGGAGGCCGAGCUGGACGCCAAGCACUUGGCCGAAACCUUCGACACAAUAGAGAAGCAGACGCUCAAGAGCCAGGGGGCCAAGAAGCCCCUGAGGCACGUGGAAAACCUGGUCAAGGACUACGCUUCCGACUCGGGUUGCUUCGACGACGACGAGGUGCCCAAUGUCGCUGGCGGCGCUGAGACCGGGAACGCCUCGGUCCUCUCCAUGUUCCUCCACUCCUCCUUCCUUCAAGGCCAGGCUUUGCCCCGAGCCGCCGGCCCAAGGAGAGGGCCGGAGCCCGAGAAGGACGAGAGUGGGAAGCCACCGGAAGCCAAGAAGGUCCCCCCGCUCCUGUUGCCCGCGGACAACGAUGUCUCCCUGGCGGCCGAGAAGCUGGCCAACAAGAUUUCCACCGCGGUCGCCAAGAUCGACAAGCUGGUGGAGGACAUCUCCGUUCUCCACACCUCCUCGGACGACAGCUUCAGCCUCAGCUCCGAGGACCACGGACUGGACUGGCAGUACGGCUCGGAGGGGGUUCGGGAGGCCCGCGCGCAGUCCUGCUCCCCGUGCCGGCUCUCCGAUGCCGGUGGGUUCGCCAAGCGGGAGGGCCUGAGCCGGGCUCACACCCUCUUGAGGCUGAAAACAGCCUACACCAGUUUGUCCAACGACAGCCUCAACAGCGGCAGCACCAGCGACGGCUACUGCCCGAAGGAGCACAUGAGGCCCUGUCCCCGGACCACCUUCGUGGACUUCAAGGACGAGCUUCAUCGCUACCAGAGGCGCCCCAGCCGCCUCGACCUGAAGAACAUUCUGACCCACCGGCCGGAGAAGGGAGAGACGCCUGGAAGGAAGCCUCAAGAUCACACCGGUGGGGUGGAGAAACCGGAACCUCUGGAGAAGGUCAAGAAGACCAGCGGCGACGUUGCCGAGAAGGAGGACGAACCGAAGAGUCAAGAUCUGAAGAGGGAGCUGGACCCUGAGCCCGGCAUCCACACCAUUAAACUCUCCCCAUCCUAUCAGCAUGUUCCUCUUGUGCAGAAUACAGACAACGCCAACCCAGCCGCUGAGACGGUGGGCUUCUUAGGAGCCGGUUCUUAUCCCCCAACGGCGUCGGCACCGACGACAGAUCGUCUGAGCAAGAUUCUUGAGAAGCUGCCACUCGCCACGGCCGGAGGAGGAGAACCGGAGCGCCUGCGGAAAUACACGGCGGAGGAUCCCCCGGCCUGUUUCUCUCGAUGCAGCUCGCUCUCCUCGCUCUCCUUGGCCGACCACGUCUUGGAUGGGCAGAGCCACAGCGAGAACGAGAUGGACAGUGAUUCUUCCUUGGAGAUUAUCGAGGUGGAAGAAGUGGAAGGUGGAGCGCCCAAGGAGGAGGAAGACAGGAGGGUGCCGAUGGAGGUGGAGACUCUGCCAGCCGUCUCUCGCCCCAUCACCAUUCCUUUGUCCAAGAAGGAGAAAAUGUUCCUUCGGGGAGCUUCGCCUUCCCGCCAUGAAGACCUCACCCCUUCCAGCUCCUCGGAGAACUACAUCCAGGAGACCCCCUUAGUGAUGAGCCGCUGCAGUUCGGUCAGUUCCCUGGGCAGUUUUGAGAGCCCGUCCAUCGCCAGCUCAAUCCAGAGCGAGCCCUGCAGUGAGAUGAUCAGCGGGACUGUCAGCCCCAGCGAGUUGCCGGACAGCCCCGGGCAAACCAUGCCCCCAAGCCGGAGCAAAACACCACUCUUCGAACCGAGCGGGCCGCCGGAGAAGGAGGCCAGCCAGUUCAACAUCCAGUGGGAGAACAAUGUCAAGAAAUUCAUGGAGAUCGCGGACUUCAAGGAGCGCUUCCAGAUGCCGCAGGACCUGGACUCCAUGGUCUACUUCACCGUGGAGAAGCCCAACGAAAACUUUUCGUGUGCCUCCAGCUUGAGCGCCUUACCCCUCCACGAACACUACGUGCAGAAGGAUGUGGAGCUGAAAUUGAUGCCCCCGUUUCCUGAGAGAAGCGGUCUGAGCUUCAUGGCCCAUGAGAAACGAGAGGAGGAGAGGAUGGCGGAAAGCCAGAGGAAGCCGGAGAGGAUCGAAUUGACCUCCGAUGAAGACCUUGAGAUCUUGAAGGAGUGCAUCAACUCAGCCAUGCCUUCGCGCUUCCAGAAGGUCCAUACGACUUUAGUCUCUAGCCUUUCGGGCCAGGGGUUGAAUCCUCCAUACAAGAAACAAAGGCACCUUCCUAUCUACAUGCUGGUGCCCGCCGGGUCCCACCUGGGUAUCCCCAAGCAUAGACGAGCAGUGGUUUCCAGACCAGCCAAGGACUACGCUGGCGAUGAGGACUCCUUCACCGAUUCAGCAGAAGGAACGCCGGUCAACUUCUCAAGCGCCACUUCCUUGAGUGACGAGACCCUUCAGUACCCGACGAAGGAGGAAGGGGAGUCGAGGCGUUGCUCGGGGAAGACCCGCAGGAGGGAAGCCGCGGGGCCAAGAGGAGGAGGAGGAGGGCUCAAGAUGGAGGCUGUGAUGCCCCGCGAGCGGGGCGGACGGAUCACCUCCAGCCAUUCCACGCCCACUAAGAUGGUCUCCUCCUACAAGCACCGAUCCGGGUCGAACAGCGCCAGCCCACUCCGGGUGGGAAGGGCUCAAUCCGCUGAGGCCAAGCGUGGCCACGUUCCCCUCAAGAACCUGGAGCUGAACCUCACGAGGCAAGGCAGCUGGAGAGCUUGUUCGGAAGGAAGCCGUCCUAGGAAGGAGAGCCUUCCGGAGAACGGCAGCCACGACGCCGAACGGGUCUUCCGGUCGCUGUGCCACACCACGCCGACGGAGGAGGCUGUGUUUUGCUUCUACGAGGACUCGGACGGCCUCGGGGAGAGGAGUAGGAAGGACUCGCCCAAGAGAAAGGCCAGCGACCCUGGAAAAGGCUUGAAGAAAGAAGGUUGGGCGGCCAAGAAGGAGCUUCCGCUAAACGCCAAACCGACGCUUCCGGCUAAAAUCAAGAUGGCGCCCAAGCUACGCAGCAAUCUCAUUGCGGAUGAGACGCCGCCCUGCUAUUCUCUCAGCUCCUCCCUGAGUUCUUUAAGCGACCUGGAAUUCUACACAGCCGAGGAGAGGGCACAGCUGUACGGAGGCCGGGCCAGCCGCCCGUCAGGGUUAAGCCGUAGGAACGAGUCGAGGGCCCCGCCGCCGAAAGCCAGAGACAGCUCUGCCAGUUCCCUCAGUUACAACUCGGAUGACGACCGGACGCCGAAGGGUGCAGGCCCAGCUGUGCCCAGGAGGAGACGCCAGGCGACGAAACGGAGGUACGCCGAGAAAGAUGGGAAGGGGCUAAAAUUUAAGGAGUGGAAAGCCAAGGCGGUGCCGGAUGACAGGGCUUCGGAAGCGGGUUCGGAUCUGGACAGCGUGGAGUGGAAAGCCAUCCAGGAAGGGGCGAACUCGAUCGUCACGUGGCUGCACCAGGCCGCCUUGGCAUUCGGCCGAGAGCCGUCGUCUGAAUCCGACUCCAUCCUCUCCUUCGUGUCUGGCCUCUCGGCAAGCUCCACUUUGCAGCUGUCCCUGGAAAGGUCGGAGAAGAAGAGAGAAAAGAAGGGUGCCAUGGGGAAGAAGGAGCGGACGAAGGCUUUCCAAGACAGCAAGAAGGGGGUUGAAAGCGGGCCUGGCAGGAAUAACAGACCAGAGAAGGUCCUCAGCCAGCAGAAGCCACCAACCAACCUACCGGUGGUCUUCCGCGGCCGAACCGUGAUCUACAUGCCCAGCGUAGCAAAAGAGUCACAGUCUAAAAGCCAAACAUCAACCCCAAAGAAGGCAGGGACCGCCACGAAGCCGGACGCUGCCGCCAAGAAUCCGAACCUGAACCAAGCGAGGUCACGCAGCCUCCAUCGGCCCGGGAAGAUCUCCGAACUGGCGGACCUCACCUUGCCCAAGAGGAGUGCAACACCGCCUGCCCGGAUCACCAAAGCUCCGUCUUCUGGGUCGUCCAGAACCUCCACCCCAUCCCAGCCCAACCAGAGGAAGCUGGUGUCUCCAUCACAGCUGCCCCCCAGCCGGCAGGUGCCACCCGCUCGCGAAGCCAGCAAGCCGGGUGGCAACACCACCCCUCCCAGCCCGAACCCCAAACCAGUUCAGAAAUCACCCUUGUCCAAGCAACACAAGACUCAGAAGUCCCCCGUCCGCAUCCCCUUCAUGCAGAAGCCUGCCAAGAAGACCUUGCUCAUGAGGAACCCCAUGCCCGUGCUGGAGGAGCAGGUGGGCAGAGGGAGCAGCGCGAAAAACCAGCCGAGGCCCAAGACCGGCGGGAGAGCCGUCCUCCCAACGAGCCGCCUGAACCUGGUCCGCAUGCCUUCGGCCAGAUCUGUCGGCGGCGACUCCGACCGCUCUGGCUUCUUGCGCCAACUGACCUUCAUCAAGGAGUCGUCCAGCCUUCUCAUGAGGCACCGGGCUGAGCUCUCCUCCUCUUCCUCAGAGCCCAGGCCCACGCUUUCUCAGGGGCCCUCACCUCAGAGAGGCCGGACCGGCCUGCCUGCGGUCUUCCUCUGCUCUUCGAGGUGCAAGGACCUCAAAGCCGACAAGCAGAUGGAUCCGGGCCCUCGGCCGUCCGUCUCCAAAGUGCCCAGCCCUGGUCCGAGAGCCCCAGUCGGCGGUAGACCCCCGAGACGAACCAGUUCGGAGAGCCCCUCCAGACUCCCCAUCAAAACCAGCCACACUCCGCCGGAACCUUUCAAGCGCUAUUCGUCCUCUCCUCAAAUCAACAUCAUCAAGCGGGCAGCCAGCCCGGCUUCCUCGGCUCCUCCGUGUUGCCCCGAGUCAUGCAGUGGCCGGAAGAAAAGCGAGGAGGCUUUGAAAUUCCCGGCAGUUCCUCCUACGGAAGAGUCCGAGAAGCCGCUGGAUGACCAUCAGCAGCAAACGAUGCUGAAGGGGACGUGGAAACGGAUUCGGGACGAGGACAUCCCACACAUCCUAAAAAGCACCCUUCCCUCCACGGCUCUGCCGCUGGUGAGCAUCUUGAAGGAGGAGGAAGACCAGCCGGUCCAAAGCGCCCUCGAACGGAAGACCAGUGAUGCUGUGGUCCAAACGGAGGAUUUCCCAACCACAAAGACCAACUCCAGCACAUCUCCGACUCUGGAGAGGCCCGCCGUGCUGGCCAAAGUCUCGUUGGGCUGCGGGGCCGGGGACGCCGACGGCCGCAGUCCAGGCAAAGUCUCGGCUGUGCCCAUUUCCUUUACUCACGAGGGGCCCGCCGCUCCCCUCGGGACUUUCCCACCCAUCAGGCACAGCUCUCCAAGCCGGGCUGCCCGGGUGACCCCAUUCAACUACACCCCAAGCCCCAUGGUGGAAGCCGCACUCAGCGAGAAACAGACGGAAAAGGUCCACGUCUGACCCGCUCGCCCAGGUUGGCCUCCGGCGGCGAGCCACCUUCACUGCUGCACCUCGGUCCAAAUAUCAGAAGCUUGUGUCCAUUUCGUGUUGUUGUUUUUUUCAAUUAUGUUCUUUCCACCUCCUCUUUUUAUAAUGAGCCACGGAGAAACCAGGGGGCUGUUUCUUAGCAACACAAGACUUGUUGGAGCAGUUUCUUAUGAAACAGACAGAAGAGAACUCUGGUGGCUGAUAUUUACUCUCCUUCCUUCCUUCCUCUUAUCCAUCGUCAGUUCCUUCCUUCCUUCCUUUGCAAAUGGCAUUUUGGAACCUUUUUAUCCCCACAGGGGCUGCGCUGAACACACAUGGAUCCAGAACCUUUUCAGAUGCACAGCGUCAAUCCCUCCGUGAUGGUGCUACAAGCAACUCUUGAGGAUCCUUCAGAAUGAGGCAGGAGCCGCCCUCCAGGCCCACUUAAAACGCUUCCAACGGAUGGGUAAGAAAACUAGAAGUCCGCAAGGCAGAAUCCUUCUGUCGGCUUGGUCGACGUUACUUUUUCCAGACGGAGCCUCUUUUCACCAACAGAAGGGGUUGAGCGAUUUCUUUGCUCCGUUCUUGCUUCCUAUUGCUAGCCAAGGUGGGACAUGAACUCCGUUUUUGAUGUGGAAGCUUCUCCGGUCUUGUACCUGCGCUGUCUCCCUGACAGAGAUGUGCUUGUGAGUGCAACACACAAACACACACAUACACACGCACACACACACAAGUCCCCAGCUUCCGCCAAAGACCUGCUCUUAUUUUCAGCAGCGGAAAAGGCAGCCAGUCCUUGAUGCUUCAGACGAUACAUGUUGGGGCUCUUCCAGAAAAGUUCUACCCCACUUUCUCCGGGUUGAUGCUGGUUGGAAAGGGAGCACAUGAGAGGGACCACGAUUCACAUCCAAACUUCACUUUAGGAAGCCACUUCUUCCAACUGCCCUGCUCCCUUGAAUCAAGAACUGCUCCUUGGUUUCAGUAUCUGACUUUGGAGCGAAAGGCUGGGAGUUCGAAUCCCCUGCUGGGCCUCCUUGACAGAGACGGGACUUGAUGAUCUAUAGGGCCCCUUCCAGCAGUUAUAAGAUGAUGAUGAUGAAUAGCUGGGGAAUUUAGGUGGACUGGAGUAGAACUCUGCAGUUUGAAGAUUAUUACUAUAUGGCAUGUGAGAAGUUGACUUCCCUGGUGGCAUGUCUCGUUUUGAGCGAUAUUCUUGUGUUUGUGUGAAAACGGAAAGGCGAUCGGAAGCUUCUGGCGAAAGGAACCUGGUGAGAAGCCCCAUCAUUGGACUUUCCAUGAACAAACCCCCGAGCGAAAUAAACCAUGCCUCCAGGAAGGACAAAAAGCACCACAGAAAAUGUCACAGUUGUAACAGGAACAAGCAGGACGUUGUGCGGAUGGUGGGUUAGAAGCAUCAAAUGCAUCAGGGAUUAAUCAGGUAUUUCACAGGCAGUGGAUUCUUCUUCUGGAAGAGUCCUACACAAGGCUGUGUGGCGUUUGCUCAAAGGAUCGUUUGGCUUUCCCCGGUGCCCCCACCUGCAUCAUGGGAAUCAACCCUGUCAGUCAAAAAACCCAUCUCAACUCUGGGUGACAACCCCCCCCCCAUUUCUGGAUGUCCAGUGUGUGCCGGGAAUGGCCGGCUCCCGAAAUCUCCAUCAAACAUGCUGGCUGUUCUCCUUCAGUGCCAACUAAACCCUUUUGGGGGAGGGCCAAAAAGGGAGAGCCCCCCCCCCAGCUGCGAGGAUCGUCAUGAGAGCGAGUGAAAGAAGCCAGAGACCUCGUUGUGGGAAGAGAAGAAACAAACAGAGCCUUAAUUUCCACACUUUGGAUGCAUGGUUUCGGCUGCCAGUCUGGAUGUGUUGACCCGAAGCGGAGAGGGCUUGCAUUUGAGUAAAUGAGUCUCUUCAUCUCACUGUGUGGCACCCGGGAGAUAUAAAAACCAAGACAUUUCUUGACUAAUUUAUUUGGGGGUAGGGGUGGGUGGGGUUUGGACUUUUUUUUUUGCUUGGAACAGAAAAGAGAGGGGGGCCCACCCCAUCAGGGGUAAGGAAAAGUGGGGGGGGACCCUUCCAGCUGGAGAACCCCUGGUCUGUC